Molecule: messenger RNA, 1653 nt
Organism: Symbiodinium sp. CCMP2592
Lineage: Eukaryota; Dinophyceae; Suessiales; Symbiodiniaceae
Source: the annotation of a GenBank genome assembly
AUGCCAAAAGAGGGAGGACUGAGAGAGUCCCUCAUCGCCAGCGAGGCGUCAUCGCAGCAAGUCCAGAUCUCGAAGGCAAAGGAGGCACCCGGACGGCUUCGCGUGCGCUGCUUGGGCGCUCGCGACGUCCAUCCCUUCCAGGUGCAGAUCUUCGGGCAAGGUGCCACUUACGAUCCGUAUGCAGUGCUGUGCAUACGUCGGACUGUGGGGGAGCGGUACCAAAAAAGUCGGAAACGCUGGACGCAUGCCGCUGGGAAGACACGGCACCCGUGCUGGCGCGAAGAGUUCUGGUUCACGCUCCCUACCUGCCCUUGGGAAGCGGAGUACGUUCUGGAAGCGACCAUCUACGGUGCUAGCCAGGGCAGGCGUCACGAUGAGUUCUUGGGAUAUGCAGAGCUACCCCUAUCCACUGUUCAAUCCGAAGCACGGCUGGUGGAGGAGUUGCCGCUAGGGCCGCCAGUUGGCUCCGCAGCAUCCGCUGAGUCCGAAGGGCGCAUCCGCAUCGAGCUGAUGUGGGAGUCUGCGUGCUCCAAGCAGACCGACACCUUCCUGCGGUUCGUUUGGCGAGGGAUGAACACGGUCAUGGGUCUCCGUUUCUUCAGCAUUGCAAUCCUCGCCAUAGCAGGACUUCUUCUCAUGGUGGCCCAGGGCUCGCGUUGGCUCUGUUCCGGCCACACCUUUGCGGACUGCCAUGAGCUGGAGGUUCCCGGUGCGCGGGUUGCCGCCGUUCUUGGCUCAAUGUCUGCCGUAGCUUCUGGCAUCACCAACUUCCUGGGUGCCGCUGGAUUCUUUGGCUCCUCGUGGAGGGAAGGUGCUCCGAUGGGCUUGUUGGACGACGUUCAGUCCAGCUAUGUCGAUCAUCAGGAUGACCUUGCCCCGUCGGGAUGGCGGCAGCACUCUGCACCCACGCUUCAGUUGCAGGUUCAGCAAAAGCAUCUCUUCGUGUGGGAUGUCUCCGUGAUGGUCGUAGACAUCUGCCCUGUUAAGAUUUCGCUGCCGUCCGUGCGCCUGUUGACCUGGUUCGGCCAGGGCGUGGCGCUGAUCAUGGCGCAACUGACCAUUUUGCUGGCGUGGCUGGAAGACGCUGGACCCUCACGCUUCCUCGGCGAGGCCGUCUACCUGGCCUUCCUGGCCUUCGUUAUGCUGCUGACGUCCGCCAUUCUCUCUGGGCGGGAGGCCUUUCUCUCUCAGCCGCCUGCAGAUGAGAGGUGGAGCACUACGGAGGACAAGAACUUCCGGCCGAACCGGCCAAGGAGAUACAGCUACGACGAUCGGCCCGGUCAACCCGGGCUCGACGGCCGCGCCUGGAGCCCGGGACGCGCGGUGUCAGGCAUCGAGGAUUUCAUGGCCAAUGUGGAGGAAGGAGUGCGGGCCGUGAAGCAUGAGGCAGAGGCUCUUCGCCAGCCGUUUGUCGCUGCUGGGGAGGAGUGGAACUCCCGAAUGAAAAACUUCAUGCAAGAGCUGGAGCAACAGGUGCGGCAGCCCAUCUUGGAAGCCGCUGAGCGGUUUCAGGGCCAGAUCGAGACGCAGCGCCAAUCGUUCCAGGACCAGUUCCGCAACGUCCGGGAGGACUCUGGAAGUCACGGCUGCAUCCUAGGUGGCUGUGGCCAGGCGGACAUUGUAGGCUCUCGGGAAACUUCCGGCAACCUGUAG